Messenger RNA from Pollicipes pollicipes, 3529 nucleotides. RefSeq names its product endothelin-converting enzyme 1. NCBI's taxonomy places the organism in Eukaryota, Metazoa, Arthropoda, Thecostraca, Pollicipedomorpha, Pollicipedidae. Gene Ontology annotation, molecular function: metalloendopeptidase activity. Bases 70 to 2568 code for a protein of 832 amino acids. The record is from RefSeq and is a predicted model, not a curated record. The transcript is spliced from 15 exons. Gene Ontology annotation, cellular component: plasma membrane. Gene Ontology annotation, biological process: protein processing.
CAGCGGGCGGCGGGACGUGCCGCUCCGCUCUGCCAGUCACCGGCCGCCGCCGCGCCUGCCGGCACCGCCAUGCGCAUCGAGAACCCGACCUUCGCGCUGACCCAGAGCGGCGAGGUGGCCGACAGCUCGCCCGACGUGACGCAGACGGUGGCGCCGCCGCCGCCGCCUCCGCCGCCGCUGACGACGACGACAGCCGACAAGGCGGGCCUGGUGGAUGGCGCUGGGCCCAGCGAUGUGCUGUACGUGCGCGGAUGGCGGUUGCACAAGAGCCGGCUCUGGCAGGCCCUCGCUGCGCUUGGGCUCAUGCUCUUCGUCGUUAUGGUGGUGGCGUAUAUGUCCCGCGGCCGCCACCCGCCGUCAGUGGCACCCCCGCCGCCGCCCACCGCUCGACCUCAUGUCAGCCAGCUGCGCGAGUGUGAGCAGGCCGACUGCGUGUACCAGGCAGCCGACAUGAUCCGCGUCAUGAACCUCUCCACCGACCCCUGCCAUGACUUCUACAACUAUGCCUGCGGCAACUUCAAGGAGGUGCUUCCUGACCGGCGCAAUUCUCGCGAGGUGUUCAGGACAACCGACUGGCUACGAGACAAGAACGACAAGAGGGUGGUGCAGCUGCUGGAGGACGCGCCACAGGCUUUCAACCCGGAUUCGACCCAGUGGAAGCUGAAGACGCUCUAUUCCAGCUGCCUCAAUGACUACGAAAACAUGAAGAAGGCCGGCAAGAGGAUGGUGAAGCUUAUAAACGUUCUCGGAGGCCUGGACCUGCUCGGUACCUGGGACGAGACGCUCUGGCAGUUCAACUCCACGUUCAGGAAGGUGCACGACGAGCACUGGACUGACGCCAUGAUGAACUUCUAUUGGGUGCGAAACCCGCGCAGGCCAACGGAGAACAUGCUCAGAAUCACCAAAUCUGGCACGGGAAUCCCGUACACAUCAGCUUACCUGAAUCCAACGAUACCACCGUACAAUCGGAUGAUCACCGCCUACCAGACCACCAUGGCCACCGUCAUGGCGAUGCUGGUGCGAGACUCGGGCGUCAACGUAACUGCGCUCAACAGGACCUGUGACCACCACUGUCUGCAGAACUUCGUCGACGACGUCAUGAACGUCGAGACCAAGCUCGCCAAUAUAUCGACCCGGUACCCCGGCGCGAUUCUGUACCGCGGCCGGCGCCGCUCGCGCCGGCAGAGCGUCGGUUUGCGACUGCUGCGGCUGCGGCCGCCCGUCUUCCGACUCACACUGAGCGAGCUGGAGCGGCGCACUCCGCAGGUUGACUGGAUGGGACUGUUUGAAGAUCUGAUGGGCGAAGGCAUAGUGUCGCCAUCCACCGUGGUGGAGAUACCGCGCUACCACUUCAUGGACAAUCUUGGCUCACUUAUCGACGGCGAGUCUAAACGAGCGCUGCACCAUUACCUGGUAUGGUGUGUGGUGCGCCGACACCUCAUGGGCAUGAGCGUCGAUUACGCGUUUCAAAAGCUGAGGCUAGAUGAGGUGAUCCGUCGCUCCCGGAAGCUCCAGUCCCGGGAGGAGUACUGCCUCGACGUAUUGGACAAGCACAUGGGCGAAGCGAUGGGCAUGUUGUUCGUCAAGGACCACAUCGGGCUGGACACGGUGCGCCAAACGUCCAACUUCACGCAGACGAUGGUGGACGCCUUCAAGUUAAGCUUCCAACCGUGGAUGACGGAGAGCGUGCGUUACAAAGCGAGCACCAUUCUCAGCAACACCACCUUCCAUUUCGGCUUCCCCAAGUGGAUCUUGAGCGAGCAGGAACUGGAUAGCUAUUACGAACCGCUUGGUGUGGUCCCAAACGACUUCUUCCAGAAUAUGAAGAACAUCGACCUAUUCAAGCGCAUCGUGCUGCGCAACCGACUGCGGUACGGGAACAACAAACAACGCUGGACCAUCAAAGCCACUCAUGCCCAGAUUUUGAGCUCAACAUCCGGCAACUAUCUGGCAGUGCCGGCCGGCAUGAUGCGAAGUCCGAUAUUCUCUCCUCAAAUACCCCACUACGUGAACUCAGGGGCGCUGGGGACGUUGGUCGGCACGCAUCUGUCGUUGUUUACGGUCACCAACAACGAGUCGCAGAUCCUGGACCGGGUCUGGUGGGACAGCGCCACGUACGAACGCUACCACCCGUACCGCGGCUGCGUGCUGGACCUGUACAGGAACCACACGCUCCGGCCGAGCGUCGCCUACACCAACGUGCCGCAGAUGCAGCUGCGACCGGAGCGUAACGCCGCCGCGCUCGUCAGCCAGCACUACGCCCUGGGCGUAGCGUACGCUGAGCACCGGCGCGUGAAGGCCCUCUCCGACCGACCCGUCCGGCUACCCGGCCUACGGCACGAGACCAGCGACCAGACAUUCUUCCUCGCCUUCGCGCAGGCUCGCUGCUCCACCAAGCGGUCUGGCAGUACCAAUUACCUCCUGCAUCGCCUGGCGGGCAUUAUACCGGAGGAUCUGCAGGUGAACUCGGCCGUGUACAACCACGCCAAGUUCCGCCAGGUGUACAGAUGCUCGGCCGUGCCCGCCGUCUACGACCAUGCGCCCUGCACCAUCCAGCCUCGGCGGUAGGGUGGAGGGAGGUCGCGCUGGUGUCGCGCGCCGCCUCGUGCUAUGAGCGUACCGGCCCGAGAGAGCAGAGCAGCUGUGUGGAGUGAGUCGCAGUCGAUAAAGCAUCUGGGGUGGGCGGCGCGGCGCUGUUCAAUGGUAGUCUCCGACCGCCCAUCACGGACUCCCAUGGUCUUCAUAUGCAGUCGCUCGUAAGAAGCGUAAUCGUGUUAAAUCGAACUGCUUCGGCUGUUCCGUCCGGUCAGUGCAGUCUUAGCGUUCCCAGGUUGUAGGAAGCAAGUCUGCAGUCGUAUAGAGGCACGAGUCGAGUGACCUGUGUACGGUAUGUCUAAUCCACCGGUGCGUUUUCCGCAUGAUUGGUAGCAGUAACGUCUAGGUUGCAUCACCUUUUCGUUCCCUAUCACGAGAUCCAAGUAUGAAGGAUCUAUGGGUGGCUUCACAAUGACUUGUUUGAUGAUAUCGAAUGAUUUCUUGUGUUUUAUAUGCAUCUAUACACUGAUACGCUUUGGUCGUGAAACACACCCAUUGCUACACGUCCGGAUGCGGCCAAGUGAAAGAGCCGUUUUCAUAAUGAUCACUGACUUGAAAACUGUUUGACGAACCGCCUUUUGCUUGCGUUUAAAUGUAACUGUUACUCCGUUGUGGUACUAAACGAAGGAGUCUUGUCUUUAGCUGCAGCUGUCACUCUUUUGUGAUACUAAACGAACAAGUUUAUUCUGCUCUAUUUACGUUGCAACGCAUUUAUGUUAUACUAUGAUAAACAUGUUUCCGGCGCUAUGACGUGCAUGUCUGCUUAGAUGAUGUUAGCUAUGAAAGGUUCAUCCGUGUAAACCUUUAUUGCAUAUUAUAUAAACGGUAUGCAUUAAUGAGAGCUUGUCUUUCGCGGUGGCAUGGAUAUUCCAAAACUUUAAUUAGAGCCUCUCCUUGGCGAUGCAUAUUCCAAAACCUUAACAUAAAGUGGCGG